This is a messenger RNA of Macadamia integrifolia, 1260 nucleotides long. Its product is annotated as short-chain dehydrogenase TIC 32, chloroplastic-like. Lineage: Eukaryota; Viridiplantae; Streptophyta; Magnoliopsida; Proteales; Proteaceae. The record is from RefSeq and is a predicted model, not a curated record. The transcript is spliced from 8 exons. The coding region runs from base 113 to 1054 and encodes 313 amino acids.
CUGGGUUUGAUUUUCUGUAAUAAAUGACGAUGCUCACUACUAUAAUGGAAGUUGUGGAGAGGAACCAUUGUCUUCUUUGGUACUCUGAAUUCCGCUCUGCAGUGAAGAAACGAUGUGGCCCUUUGGCAGAAAAGGACCCUCUGGGUUCUCAGCUAGUUCAACAGCAGAGGAAGUCACCCAAGGAAUAGAUGGAACUGGUCUCACGGCCAUUGUUACUGGAGCAUCAAGUGGUAUUGGGACUGAUACAGCACGUGUUCUUGCGCUGCAUGGAGUUCAUGUUGUUAUGGGCGUGAGGGACACAGCCGCCGGAAGGAAAGUCCAAGAAGCAAUCAUGAAGGAAGUACCCACUGCUAAAGUGGAUGUGAUGGAAUUAGAUCUCAGUUCAAUGGCAUCAGUGAGGAAAUUUGCAUCAGAUUUUCAUUCCUCUGGUCUUCCUCUGAACAUUCUUAUUAAUAAUGCAGGUAUUAUGGCUGCUCCUUUCAUGCUUUCGCAAGACAACAUAGAAAUGCAAUUUGCGACAAACCAUGUAGGCCAUUUUCUUUUAACAAAUCUUUUGUUGGAGACAAUGAAGAGUACAGCACAUGAAAGUAAGAAAGAGGGAAGAAUUGUUUGUGUUUCAUCAGAGGCUCACCGGAGGCCAUAUCCCGAAGGAAUUCGUUUUGAUAAAAUCAAUGAUAAACCAGGGUAUGCAGCCUGGAGUGCCUAUGGCCAAUCAAAGCUUGCGAACGUAUUGCAUGCUAAAGAACUUAAUAGGCGGCUAAAGGAAGAGGGGGUUGACAUAACUGCGAAUUCGCUUCAUCCAGGAGUUAUCGCGACCAAUCUUCUACGCCAUCACAGUUUUUUAAAUGGAAUUUUUACUUCAAUUGGCAAAUUUCUGGUAAAAAAUACUCAGCAGGGUGCGGCAACCACUUGCUAUGUAGCUUUGCAUCCGGCAGUGAAGGGGGUAGGUGGUGAGUAUUUCUCAGAUAGUAACAUCGCCGAUCCCACUUCACAAGCUAAGGAUGUGGAGUUGGCAAAGAAGCUAUGGGAAUUCAGCAUGAGUUUGACUGGUUGAUGGACCUUUACCUCAUAGACAUUACUCCUUUCUUAAUUGGAUGUGGAAGAUAAUAUUUUGUGAUAUGUGAUCCAGAAAAAUCAUGUUAAUUUUGUACAGGACUAUCUAGAGAUUCCUGAACCUAUAGCUAUGGAAGUAUUAUGUAAUGGAUCAUUAAUAAUACUUGCUAUUAUAAGCAGAUGAUGCAGAUAUUUUAUGUUGAGGUA